Nematolebias whitei (Rio pearlfish) is the source of this 1309-nucleotide messenger RNA. RefSeq names its product collagen-like tail subunit (single strand of homotrimer) of asymmetric acetylcholinesterase (gene colq). NCBI's taxonomy places the organism in Eukaryota, Metazoa, Chordata, Actinopteri, Cyprinodontiformes, Rivulidae. The coding region runs from base 17 to 1309 and encodes 430 amino acids. The transcript has 16 exons. The record is from RefSeq and is a predicted model, not a curated record.
AACUAUCUGAGCCAGCAUGACUCUUUUAACACUUGGACUCUAUCUGCCACUGUGGUUUUCCUAUUGCCUGGCUCAGUCCACAUUUCCGGACAGCUUCCUUUUAUUCUCAGCAGCUUUCAGACCUCAAGAGCAACAGAAGAGAUUCAGCCCAUGCUGUCUGCUGGGUCCACCUCCACCACCACUGUUUCCUCCACCCCCUUCACUUUGGCGCCGCCACACACUAACUGAAGGCCCAUCACAUAAAAAUGGCGAGUCUGAUUUGGAUCCUGGCUGUACUCGAGGCCCUCCUGGACCUGCUGGACCGCCUGGACCUCAAGGUCCACCUGGAUUACCUGGAAUAAAAGGGCCUAAAGGAGAAAAAGGAGAAAUCGGAAGACCUGGGCAAAAGGGUCGCUCUGGACCUCCUGGACCUCCAGGAAAGCAAGGAAUGCCAGGAUGGCCAGGACCAAAUGGGGCCAAAGGUGAGAAAGGUGACCCGGGUUUGAUGGGUCUACCUGGGGCCAGAGGAUCAAUUGGGCCUAGGGGUUUACCUGGGCACAAAGGAGAAAAGGGUUCUCAAGGUGACCGUGGUGAAACUGGACUUAAAGGAGACAAAGGUGCAAUGGGGUUUCCAGGAAUGCUUGGACAAAAAGGUGAAAUGGGUCCUAAAGGAGAGCCUGGAACCCCAGGGAACAGAGGACCUACAGGCCGACCAGGGAAGAGGGGGAAGCAGGGAGUGAAAGGAGACCUAGGGAGAAUUGGUCCCAUGGGACCCGCAGGCCCACAGGGACCUACUGGCCACCCUGGACCCCCAGGGUUACCCGCCACAGGGCUGUACAUGGUUGGAGCAAAAGGUGCAAGAGGACCACCAGGGCCUCCUGGAAAGUGUAGCUGCAGCUCUCUCAGUGGUUCUUCGUUUGACAACUUUGCCUCCACAGCAAACGUCCCCAAAGUACCUGCGAUAUUUGUAGUGAGCAACGAGGAAGAACUCGAGCGUCUUCACACCGACAACGCUCUUGCAUUUCGAAAAGACCAGAGAUCUCUUUAUUUCAAAGACGUAGAUGGCUGGCUGCCAAUCCAGGUUUUUCCAUUCCAGACGACGCCCUUCCAGUCCAUGGAAAAUGCCCCUGACGAUGACGGUUACUGUGGUGACGGGAUAGUGCAGAUCUCCAACGGGGAGGAGUGUGAUGACCGAAACAGAGUCGUCACUGACGGCUGUGUCAAGUGUAAACAUGCCUACUGCGGGGAUGGAUAUCGUUACGAAGGGGCCGAGGAGUGUGAUGGAAAAGACUUUGGCUAUCAGACGUGUAAUUCAUAUCUUCCUGGGUAA